CCCGGUUGACGACGACGGAGAGAAGUUGACAACGGCCAAACAAAGAAAAGCAUGCAUCAAUCAGCAAACCCCUAAAAUCAAUGAUAGCCAUCCUAGAGACACUGAUUUGCAUGGCCAAUGGGGAGCCCUAGGCAACCUCUGCGUACGAGCCCGAAUGGUGCACAACGACAACCUUCGACUUCCGCCGCCUCGCGCGACGCCGCCUUUACCGGCGCCAACCUAGCCUUCAUCAAGUCCCUGCCACCACAUGAGGCUCUGAAGUAUCUCAACAAGCGAUCACCGCCGCCGCCGCCUCCUGCAUCCGUCAAGCAAGAACACAAUGCGCGACCAGCACGAAGUCCCAUCACCGGCCGCGACGGUCCCGCCAGCAGCCGAACCUCGCCGGAUCUCCUGAGACUGCCCAAGCGACCACCGCACAAGCCGAGCCCUUCGGCAUCCAGCUUGACAGCGACCAUCGCCGCCGCCCGCGCAGCCCCUGCCAUAAACAAUGCUACCGUCCGUCUACCGGCUCAAGCUCCAGCGCGCACCGUCAGGAAUGUUUCUCCUCCAAACGCUGCUCCGGGCCCCAAGAGGAAGUCGCCCGACAAGCUGGACCUGACACCCAUACCGCCGACUACCUCGCUGGUCGAGAUGUUCGAGCGCAAGGGCACACCACCACUGCCUCCCGCCAUCAAGUCUCCGAAACCUUUGCGCAAGACUGCUCUUCUACGCAACCAAACGCUGGAGCCCAUCACAACCCGACUAGAGCAGAAUCACUACGAGAGUUCGGGCGAUGAGGCCUAUGAGUCCGCGAGAGAUCACCUAUCACCAGACCAACCCUCCAAGCCGAGUCUGCCGCCAGCUCGUCGCUCCAUGCAGCGCGCCGACAGCAAGGUCCAGGAGCUUGUUGAACCUACAAUCCGUAUUGAACCGCCUUCACGCUCCAUCUCGGUCAGAAAGACAACCCGUUCACCACCACAGCCAUCGCCUUCUCCCGAUCCUUUGCACCUUUCGACGUCCACUUCUACCAAGCCCAUUCCUAUCGCUCGUAAUUAUAGUCCUAAUCACCUGACUCAACCUGGUCAUCCUUCAAUCACCGCCGCUUAUCACCAACUACAUCCUCGUCGUAUGACCCCUCUCAAAUCCGGUGACUCUCUCGCCAACGCCAUCGUCGCAUCAAGUCUCGCCUCCUCACGAGCAGCUUCGCCCACAAAACUCCCACCCUCUGUACCGUCUACAAGCCGGCGCACUUCCCAUUCCAGCUUUCUACACCGCACGCCAUCUCCCCCAAAGAAAGGAAUGCGCCACACGAUGCGGAAACCUUCUUCUGACUCUGACAGCGAAGAGGACGAGGACCCGUACUCAAAGCACAAAAAGAAACGAUUUGUACGGAAACAUCCAAACAAGCAUCACGAGGGUGAUCGCAAACGAUGGCGAGAUGCUGUCACACAAACGGAACGGAAACGCUACGAAGGUGUUUGGGCUGCUAAUAAAGGCAUUUGUGUCGAGUAUACUUCCGAGGAACUGGACCUUCUCACCACACAUCCCGAGUCCAAAGAGGCCGAGAAGAUCAGAGUCAGUGUUGGCGAUCAAGUCGCUGAUAUUGUGGCGAGGGACAUCUGGCUACGGAGUCGAUUGCCUGUGCAUGAGCUCGAACAAGUUUGGGACUUGGUCGACAAUCAACAACGUGGUCGUCUUUGCAGAGAUGAGUUUGUUGUCGGAUUAUGGUUGAUUGAUCAAAGACUCAAGGGCAGAAAAAUUCCUGUCAAGGUCACCGACAGUGUUUGGAAUAGUGUGAGGUUAUUGUCAGGCAUCAAGGUGAGGAAGGGCUGAGUCUUUCCUCCCUUUACGCUUCUGUAUAUACCUUGGUUUGGUGUUUUGGACGGACGGAUAUUGGUUUUUGAUCAUCUUUGACUAGCGAAAGCGCAGAUACCCUGAUGUCGUUUAUUGUAUUCUGUUCAUCACUCAUUCAUCCUUCGUUUCUUCGUCUAGCGUCUAUAGUUCGCUCUACUCAGCGACCUCGCCGAGAUCGGCAAAGGCCAAACUCCGGCUUCCCGGCUAAACUUGUCCGACAGGGUGAUACCAUUUACAAGCAAUUGAAAGAACGAAAGGUUUAUAAUACCUUCACCA
Messenger RNA from Aureobasidium pullulans EXF-150, 2109 nucleotides. RefSeq lists its product as uncharacterized. Gene Ontology annotation, molecular function: protein binding. Lineage: Eukaryota; Fungi; Ascomycota; Dothideomycetes; Dothideales; Saccotheciaceae. The coding region runs from base 118 to 1812 and encodes 564 amino acids. The record is from RefSeq and is a predicted model, not a curated record. The transcript has a single exon.